GCAUGAAAUGCUGUCAGGACAGUUUAUUCGUAAUAUUCAGUUGCGUGUAACACGAUAUUUUACUUGUAGCAGUAUUUUAGGAGAAAUUAAUAAAGUAGAUAAAAUUCCUGCACAAAAAAGCAAUGAGUCUACAAAGGACAGUGUCAUGGGUUCACGCAUGCAUCGGGUAACUAAUUUUGACAAGAGAGUACUUGUUUGGGUAAAUCGAUAUCCGAGCAUUGCAGAUGUUCCUAAAGAUGUUACGUAUGUGUU
This is a messenger RNA of Trachymyrmex cornetzi, 252 nucleotides long. RefSeq lists its product as uncharacterized. The transcript has 3 exons. The annotation marks the transcript as partial. Lineage: Eukaryota; Metazoa; Arthropoda; Insecta; Hymenoptera; Formicidae. The record is from RefSeq and is a predicted model, not a curated record.